Lodderomyces jiufengensis is the source of this 1638-nucleotide messenger RNA. It is a transcript of the gene SAS10, whose product is annotated as rRNA-processing protein. Gene Ontology annotation, cellular component: nucleolus; small-subunit processome. Gene Ontology annotation, biological process: maturation of SSU-rRNA from tricistronic rRNA transcript (SSU-rRNA, 5.8S rRNA, LSU-rRNA). The record is from RefSeq and is a predicted model, not a curated record. The coding region runs from base 1 to 1638 and encodes 545 amino acids. The transcript has a single exon. NCBI's taxonomy places the organism in Eukaryota, Fungi, Ascomycota, Pichiomycetes, Serinales, Debaryomycetaceae.
AUGGUUCCUCGAAGAAAAGAAGUCGAAGAAGACUCUGACUUAGAUGAAGUGGAUGCAUUUAAUUCUAAUAGAUCCAAAGUACUAUUGAAUGAAGCAGGAGAAUAUGGUCGUGAAAGACAAAACGAUGAUGAAGAAUCAGAAGAAGAAGUUAUGGGAAUAGAAGAUGAUGAUAGUGAAGAUGAUGAAGAAUUAAACCAAGAAGAAGAUGAUUCUGGAGAAGAGGAAGACGAAGACGAAGAGAUUGAAGAAGAAAAAGGUUGGGGAGGAAGAAAGAAUUACUAUGGAGGUGAUGAUGCAAGUGAUGAUGAAGAUUCUAAACAAAUGACAGAAGAAGCAUUAAGACAACAAAGAAAACAUUUACAAGACUUGGAAAUGGAUGAUUUUGUUGAUGAAGAAAUUAUGGAAGAUUGGCAAAAGAAAGCAGAUACUUUCGAUAAUAAAGAUACAACAGUCUCAAUAAUAAAUACUGAUACAAAAUUAGAUCAACUUGAUGAUACUGAAAGAUUAAAUUUGUUAAAACAAUCAUUUCCAGAAUUUAUUCCACUAGCUAAAGAAUUACAAAAACUACAACCAGCACUAGAAGAUUUUAAGGUGGUUGACCAAAAUAAAUGUACAAAAAUUAAAAUUGCAGCAUUAUCUGGUUAUUUAGCAUCAAUAUCGUCAUAUUUUGCAAUAUUUGUAGAUAAUCUACAAAAUGGAGAAACUUUUACAAUGAAAGACCAUCCUGUUAUGGAGUCAAUAUUAAGUUCAAGAGAAGUAUGGAGACAAGCUAAUGAAUUACCAAAUGAUAUUAAAGAAGAAGUUGAAGAAGUUACGCAUGAUCUUAUAUCGAGUGAGAUAGAUGAAAAUGAAUUUGAAGAUGCAAGAGAAGAUCAAGAAAGCGAUAUAGAAGAAGUAGAAGAAGAAGAAGAGGUGGAGGAGGAAGAACCAAAAUCGAAAGAAACCUUCAAUAUCGACAUAACGAAACCAAGAACAAUAAGGCGAGCACCAAAGAAAACUAAUGAUGAUGAUUUCACAGAAGCUGAUAUUGAAGAUGUUGACAUGGAAGAUAAGAAACGUCGUAAAAAGACUUUGAGAUUCUAUACUGCUAAAAUUGAUAAAGCUGCUGCACAAAGAGAGAAAGCACUUUCAGGAGAUGGUGAUAUGGAUGUACCUUACAAAGAAAGAUUAUUUGAAAGACAACAAAAAUUAAUAGAAGAAGCAAGAAAAAGAGGUCUUGAUAAAAAAGAUAUUCCACAAGACGAUAAUGAAGAUUUCAAUGAUAAUGAUUUUGAAAAUGAAGACUAUUACGACACUUUAAAACAAAAGAAACAAUCUAAAUCAAAAAAUAGGAAACUCGCACACAAUGCUGCUGUAAAAGCUGCUAAAGAAGGUAAACUUGCCGAAUUACAAGAAGAAGUUGGUGAUGAUGGUAAAAGAGCUAUUAGUUAUCAAAUUCUCAAAAACAAAGGUUUAACACCACAUCGUAAAAAAGAAUAUAGAAAUUCAAGAGUUAAAAAGAGAAAACAAUAUGAAACCGCCAAGAAAAAACUUAAAUCUGUUAGACAAGUUUAUGAUAGUUCAAAACAUAGAGGUCCUUAUGAAGGUGAAAAGACUGGUAUUAAAAAAGGUAUAUCAAGAUCUGUAAAAUUAAUAUAA